Molecule: messenger RNA, 1879 nt
Organism: Loxodonta africana (African savanna elephant)
Lineage: Eukaryota; Metazoa; Chordata; Mammalia; Proboscidea; Elephantidae
Gene: STARD7
Product: StAR related lipid transfer domain containing 7
Exons: 8
Coding region: 239-1390 (383 amino acids)
Molecular function (GO): lipid binding
Source: RefSeq, a predicted model, not a curated record
GCGGCCCCUGUGGCGGCUCGGGGGCGCCAGGAGACCGGGAACGCCUCCGCGGCCCCUGCCAUGCCCGGCUCGCGCCCCAGGGCGGACUUUUCCUCAGCAGUUGAUGCAGACGGCUGAGGGGCGGCUGCGGGUCUCAGCUCAGUGAGGCGAGCUCCGGCCGGCCGGCCAGCUGAGGAGAGCUGCGGAAGGGCGCCUGCUCGCUCCCGGUCCGGUUCCCCUGCCACAGCCCGAGCGCGGCAUGUUCCCGCGGAGGCCGCCGGCCGCCGUGGCCGCUUGGCUGGCGGGCGCGGCGGCGGCGGCGGCGGCGGCGGCGGGGGCGCGGGCCGGGGGCCUGCCGGCGCUGCUGGCCAGCCAGUGCCGCUUCGUGACGGGGCUGCGUGUGCGGCGCGCGCAGCAGAUCGCGCAGCUCUACGGCCGCCUCUACUCGGAGAGCGCGCGCCGCGGCCUCCUCGGUCGCUUGUGGCGCCGGCUGCGUGGCCGCCCGGGCCCGGUGAGCAGCCUCAUGGCGGCCCUGGCCGGCGCCUUCGUGUGGGACGAGGAGCGGAUCCAGGAGGAGGAGCUGCAGAGAUCCAUUGACGAGAUGAAACGGUUGGAGGAAAUGUCAAGUGUGUUUCAGAGCUCUGGGGUUGAGCGACACUCCACAGAACCAAAAUCCCAAACAGAAGAGAGUGCAGAUUCAGGGGACAGAGAGCAGCCAUGGGAAAUGGUGAUGGAUAAGAAACACUUUAAGCUAUGGCGGCGCCCAAUUGCAGGCACCCCCCUUUACCAAUACAGAGUUUUUGGAACCUACACAGAUGUGACCCCGCGGCAGUUCUUUAAUGUUCAGCUGGACACAGAGUAUAGAAAAAAGUGGGAUGCACUGGUAAUCAAGCUGGAGGUGAUCGAGAGGGACGCAGUUAGUGGUUCUGAGGUUCUUCACUGGGUAACUCAUUUUCCCUAUCCAAUGUAUUCACGGGAUUAUGUUUAUGUUCGACGGUAUAGUGUGGAUCAGGAAAACAACGUGAUGGUAUUGGUGUCACGAGCUGUGGAGCAUCCUAGUGUACCCGAGUCUCCUGAAUUUGUGAGGGUCAGAUCAUACGAAUCCCAAAUGGUUAUCCGUCCCCACAAAUCAUUUGAUGAGAAUGGCUUUGACUACUUGUUGACAUACAGUGACAAUCCCCAGACUGUUUUUCCCCGCUACUGCGUUAGUUGGAUGGUGUCCAGUGGCAUGCCGGACUUCCUAGAGAAGCUGCACUUGGCCACUUUGAAAGCCAAGAACAUGGAGAUCAAAGUAAAGGACUACAUCUCAGCUAAGCCUCUGGACAUGGGCAGUGAAGCCAAGGCCACUACCCAGUCGUCCGAACGGAAGAAAGAGGGUAGCCAUGGCCCUGCCCAGAUCGAGUAUGCCUGAAGGGCUUUGGUAUGAGGAGGGACGGGCUGCUUCUGCUCCCCUUUCAGUCCUUUAUCCCUCUGCCAGUACAUGUGGGUGAGCCACGUGUAUUACAAGGCGUCUGCUGGAACUACCAGUGGGAUAAUUCAGUAACUGGUGUUUGACUUCAUUCAGAGCCCUGACUGGUCUUACUCAAAACACAGAGAAGAAGGCAUCCCUGGGGACGUUGUCAGAUCCUCAGGGCAAGCAUUUUGAAAUUCAGUAUUUCACUGAGUUAACCUGCAACAGACCUCUCACCUCAUGCCAGAAGGGGACGAUGUCCAUCUGCUUCCUCUGAGUUGUUUGCUGACAUUCCAUUUGCCACCAUCAGUUCUGCAGUGCUUUGGAGUCCCUUCAGUUCUGAAAGUCCAACUGGAAAGUGUAGCUGGCUGCUUGAUUCUUUCAGGGAGGGGGUUAUUGGGAGUGCUCUUGGUGUAAUGGUCUUUAGUAUUGAAUGAAUAUGAAAUACUA